AAUUCUUACAAUUUAUGUCCAGAGGUCUCCUUCGAUCUCUCUCUUUUCUUGCUCAGAGAUUCUGCUGCUUCUCGGCUCUAUUUUGUUUUUGAGUGUGAGUGGACUGUUUUCAGCUACGGUUUGAUUCAAUUGAAUGUGUGAUGAAUUGACUGUGUCUGGUCCCUGAGAAAACGGAGGAAAAUGGCGAGUAAGAACUAACCUUAGUCGAUUUGCUUUAUCUCCAAAAAUUCACGAAGAAACCCAAAAGCCCAAAACCACCAAAAUGAAGAGAAAGAAAUGGUCUGAACUUGAAGAACAAACCCUUUUGACCAAGUACUCCGAUCUGCUCACUUCAGGCACGCUAUCUAAGCUCAAAACAAGAGAAAAAAAGUUCCGCCCCAUAGCCGACCAUGUCAACUCGGUGCACCAUCUGCAAGACCCUGUUAGCUUCCCGUUCAAGUGGUCAUGGCGAGAUGUGUCUAUUAAAGUGCAGAACAUGAGGCAUCAAUAUCUGGGUGUGAAGCAGAAGAUCAGAAUAUCCAAAGAUGAGUUCAAUUGGAAAGAUGGGGAGAACCACUGGGAGAAUUUUUUGAAGUACAAAGAAGUUUUUGGGGAUGUGGAGCUUGAAGUGAAGACCAAGAAGUCCAGUGAUAGUUGUGGCAGUGAUUUAUUCAAGGAUUGUGGGGAUUUGGGUUUUGGGAUUGACAGUGAGGAUUUAGAAGAAGAGGAGGAGGAGGAUGGAGAAGAAGAAGGAGACAAUGGUGAUGAUGAUAACGUUAACGGUGAUGGUGAAGAAGAUGGUGAAUCUGGGGGAGAUAAAGGAAAUGGAGAUAUGGGUAUUGCACGAAAGUUGAAAACCAAGAAAGGUUUUGGAGGAAAUAGGAGAUUAGGGUUGCUUGGAGCACAAGCGGUGGAUCUAAGGGAUGUGGUGUUGAGGAGGGAGGACAAAAGAAGAGAGAGGGAAUUUAGUAAAGAGAAAUAUAUGCUAGAGAGUGAAGAAAAGAGGAGAGAAUUAGAGCUUAUGAGAGAAACAAGACAAAAUGAAAGGGAAGAGAGGAUGGAAAAUUGGGAAAUAGAAUUGGAAGAGAGAGAUUUUAUAUGGACACGUAGGGAGUUUGAGAGAAAGGCAAGGAUAGAGAGAGAAUUGGAGGAGGAAAGAAAAAAGAGGAGGAUAAUGGAAGAGAAGAGGGAGGAGGAGGAAAUGGAAUGGAGGGAAAGGAUGGUAGCGAUGCAGAUUGAGCAUGAGAAGGCAAUGAUGCAAAUACAUGCAGAUGCAUGCCAGAACCAAAUGCAGAUUCUCGGACUUGUGGCAAGGCUUGUUUGCCAGUUUUUUGGUGCAAAUGAUGGAUUGGGUGGUGGGUUGGGAGGUCUGCCACCUCAAGUUUUGCAGAAUUUGCAGCACCCUGGAGGCUUGGGUGAUAAUGGGAAGCCUGAUACCAAUUCGCCUUCUGAAUUCAUGUGAAGUAACUCCAGCAUAUAUGCGUUUGGUUUUGGAGUUAUUGCAUAUAUUUGUACUAUGAUGGUUGUUACCAAAAUGCUCAUUUUAUAAUCGUGUACUCUGUAAUAUUAUUGCUUAUAUGUAAACAAAUCAGACAUGAAAUGCGCGAGAGAACACUUGUUUCCAAAAA
Molecule: messenger RNA, 1607 nt
Organism: Jatropha curcas
Lineage: Eukaryota; Viridiplantae; Streptophyta; Magnoliopsida; Malpighiales; Euphorbiaceae
Source: RefSeq, a predicted model, not a curated record